CAAUGACGUCGUGCAGAAGCAAGAAAUAUCCCUGGAGUGCAUGAAAAGGUGUAUGAAUCUCUGAGGCUAAGCUAUGAUCACUUGGGAGAAAAUGAAGCAAAGUACCUCUUUUUUCUUUGUUCUUUAUUUGAGGGAGAUAGUAAUAUUUGGACCGAAGAAUUGCAUUUAUUUGGAAUGGGGCUUGGCAUCUUUUCGGGAAUUGAAAAUUUAGAAGAUGCAAGAAAUAGGUUGUGUCUUCUGUUAGAAAUAUUGAAAGAUGGUUUCUUGUUAUCCCAAGGUUCAGACAAAAAUCAUGUGAAAAUGCAUGAUGUGGUCCGUGAUGUGGCUAUAAGUAUUGCGUCUGAAGGAGAGCAUAACUUUAUGGACAAUUUUUUUGAUGAAAUGAGUAACCUCAAUGUCUUGAGCCUGAGGGGACACAGCUAUGAGCAGUCCAUUAUACGUUUUCCAGCAUCCAUUCGGAGUUUGUCAAGUUUGAGGACUCUGUGUCUGAGUAAUUUAAGGUUGGAUGACAUAUCCUUCAUUGGGGAACUUGUCGAAUUAAAAAUUCUCAGCAUAAGAGAUUGUGAGUUAGAUGAGCUGCCAGAGGAGAUAGGAAAAUUGACCAAGCUAAUUAGGUUAGAGUUUUGGAAUGAGUGUAUAACACUUAAAAGGAUUUCAGCAGGGGUGAUAGGAAAACUAGCUCAAUUGGAGGAACUACAUAUUGUGGAAGUAGAAGAUUUGAGUGAUGUGAUGUACAGUAACCUUGGCCUUCCCUCCAAGUUGACACGGUACACUCUUGAAAUGUGUUAUUGGAAUUCAAGAUUUGAUGAAUACGACAAGAUUAUUGCUUUAAAGGUCACGGAGACCAGACCAUUGGGUGAUUGGAUCUGCCACCUGUUGAAGGAGAGUGAAUUUGUAGAGUCAAGGGGAAAGGGCUCUAAUAAUGUGUUGACUGAGUUGCAGCUGAAUGAAUUUCAGAACGUGAAAUGUCUCCACCUCUCUGAAUGUGAUUUAAUGACACAUUUAUUGAAGAGGACACAUGAAGUAAUCAAGUUCCCCAAUUUAUAUGAGUUGCGCAUUCAAGUUAUGCAUUGCCUGACUCACUUUUGCAGUGACAAUGUUGAGCGCAUUGAGUUCCCUCUGUUACGGAAAAUGUUCUUCUAUGGGUUACCUGAGUUCCAGAAUUUCAGGCUUACAGCCAACAACUCAAAUCCUCUUUUUGAUGAAAAGGUUUCUUGUCCCAACCUGGAAGAGCUAACAAUCUGGAAACUUGAAAGCAUAAGUGCUCUAUGCUCUCACCAACUUCCAACUGACUACUUCACCAAACUUCAAACAUUGGAUGCAAUGAAUUGUGGAAAAUUGAGAAACUUGAUGUCUCCAUCAGUGGUCAAAGGUCUUCUGAAUCUCAAGAAACUACAUAUUGAAGACUGUGAAUCAAUGGAAGAAGGGAUCACAAAAGGAGAAGGAAUCAUGACCUUAUUUCCCCGAUUGCAAGAGCUGAAGCUUCGGAAUCUGCCUAAGCUGGGGCAUUUCUAUUUGACAGAGCAUGCUCUUGAAUUUCCAUUUCUCAAGGAAGUGAUUAUUAUUGAGUGCCCUGAAAUGAAGACGUUUGUCCAACAGGGAAUAGUUGUGAGUACACUGAUUCUCAAAUGUGAUGAUGAGGUGAAAGUAGAUGAUCUAAAUAAAUGGAUACAAGAGAGGUCAAAUCCUCUUUUUGAUGAAAAG
Molecule: messenger RNA, 1704 nt
Organism: Solanum tuberosum (potato)
Lineage: Eukaryota; Viridiplantae; Streptophyta; Magnoliopsida; Solanales; Solanaceae
Product: disease resistance protein RPS2-like
Exons: 3
Source: RefSeq, a predicted model, not a curated record